AUGUCGCCCGAAGACCCAUUUGCAGGUAUCAACCCUGCACGCCUGGCCCUCAUGCAGUCUGGGGCUCCCGCGGCCCGUGAGCGCGCCAAUCACGCACCAGCAGGACGAGGUGGUAGAGGCGGCGGCGGCAGAGGCGGCGGAAGAGGUGGGGGUAGAGGCUUCACGACCCGCGGAAAGGGAAAGAAGGGAUAUGGACGGAAUGCGAAAUCGUCUGGCGACAAUGCCAAUGAUAUUGCGAUUGCUUCUCCCCGGCUUGCGCUGUCUGUAGAGCCCGAAGCUUCUGUAGCGGAAGUGGAGACGUCGGCGCUGCAGAGGAGGGCCCAGUUGAAGAACGGUGGGCCCCCGGCGGAGAAGAAGAAGGACGUCGAGAAGGUCCCCAAUGGCACUGCGGAGAAGAAGGAGGCGGAGGGCCAGAAGAAGAAGAGGAAGAGAGAGGAGGAAGUCGAGCCGGUGAAGGAGAAGAAGAAGCCCAAGAAGUCUAAGAAAUCUAAGACGGAGGAGGCACCAGCUACGAACGGCACCUCGACGAACGGCACCGCGGAGAAAGAGAAGAAGGACAAGAAGGAGAAGAAGGAUAAAUCCUCAGACUCCACAGACUCUGCAGACAGCUCGGAGUCGAAGCUCUCAAAGGAGGAGAGGAAGGCCGCUAAGGCUGCUAAGAAAGCUAAGAAGUCGGAGGAGGAUGCUCCAGAGAAAUCGAAAUCGAAGCGGAAGACGGAGAAAGAGGACUCGAACGGCGACAAGCGCAGGAAGGUAGAGGAAGAGGUGGUGGCCCCGGCAAAGGAAGAUAAAGAGGAGAAGAAGGACAAGAAAGAGAAAAAGGAUGAGAAGGACAAAAAGGACAAGAAGGAGAAGAAGGAGAAGGAAGAGAAAGUAGAGAAGGUGGAAAAGGAAGAAAAGGCGGAAAAGAAGGACAAGAAAGAGAAGUCCGACAAGUCCGAAAAGAAGGGUAAGAAGGACAAGAAGGACAAGAAGGAAAAGAAGGACAAGACGGAAAAGAGGGAAAAGAAGGAAAAAUCAGACAAGAAGAAGCCCACCUCAACCCCCGAACCCAUCACCACCACCACCACUGCCUGGGACGCCUCCGAGCUCAGCGGUGAUGCCGCCCGAAAAUCCAAGUUCCUCCGCCUUCUCGGCGCCAGCCCCGCCGUCGCAGUCGCAAGCACAAAUGGCACAGCCAAGGACUCUGCAAUCUCAAAGAGAGAAAAGGAGCUCGAGAAGCAGUUCGAGACGGGGAUGAAGAUGAAGAACGAGCAGGGGGCGAAGAAGAGAGGGCUGGGAGCAUUGUAA
This is a messenger RNA of Morchella sextelata, 1290 nucleotides long. RefSeq lists its product as uncharacterized. NCBI's taxonomy places the organism in Eukaryota, Fungi, Ascomycota, Pezizomycetes, Pezizales, Morchellaceae. The record is from RefSeq and is a predicted model, not a curated record. Bases 1 to 1290 code for a protein of 429 amino acids. The transcript is spliced from 3 exons.